Molecule: messenger RNA, 2088 nt
Organism: Acipenser ruthenus (sterlet)
Lineage: Eukaryota; Metazoa; Chordata; Actinopteri; Acipenseriformes; Acipenseridae
Product: protein Wnt-2b-A
Exons: 5
Coding region: 608-1798 (396 amino acids)
Biological process (GO): cell fate commitment; multicellular organism development; canonical Wnt signaling pathway
Cellular component (GO): extracellular region
Molecular function (GO): cytokine activity; frizzled binding
Source: RefSeq, a predicted model, not a curated record
CUCUCAAAAGAUGCAUUUUUGGUCCUCGAGCUAUUGCAUAUUAUUUAAGAGCUGCAGGUGAGCCGGGUCAGCCGCGGUGCCCUUCUUUGCAGACCGACACCUUCUGCGAGUUCCAAUGUGGUGCACGAGGAGGAGUGGCAAGCGCAUCUCACACCAAGACAUCUCUCCUUCCGCGUCCACUCUACUCAACGAAACAACACAGGCAAAGGAGCAGCCGACGUUUCGUGUCCAGUUUCUUGAGAAGCGCGUUUCAGUUUAUCUCACACGCAGCAAGACCUUCUUGAGAGUGAAAUGCUACAGACACUUCUUGUUUAAGGAAGGACGUUUCUUCAACCCAAGGCGAAGGACUGUAUAAUCACGUGGAUCGGCGGAGCUUUCUGUUGCGUGUGGACCGCUGAUAAAUCCCAUCGUUUUUGGAUUAUACAUUACUUUAAAAAAAAGAAGACAAUUUUUAUCCAACAGCAUUUUUCUAAGCUAAAAAAAAAGCAACGCAGACGAACAUCUUGUAAAUUAACGACCGUUACGCAGAGCGCAUUCGGGCGUUUUGAACGCUUUCUCGGUGCAUUACGCAGCUUGCAUUCGUCUUGUCAGAGAUAUUUGAUGCAAGAUGUUUGGUUUGAGUAGAGUUCGGGGGUCUUCACGGAUCCUCGGCAAGCCGGCGCUGGCCCCGGGGGGCUCGGGAUUAAAGCAGCUCAAUAAGAAAGGGACAUCUUCCUCGGGUGGGUCCAAUGCCACCUCCCGGCUAUAUUUCGCUUUGAUUUUACUUCUCCUGACUCUAACGCCCAGGGCUGACUCGUCUUGGUGGUAUAUCGGAGCCCUGGGAGCGCGGGUGAUCUGUGAUAACAUCCCGGGGCUGGUGAACAAGCAGAGGCAGCUCUGCCAGAAGCACCCGGACAUCAUGCAGUCGAUCGGGGAGGGGGCGAAGGAGUGGAUCCGCGAGUGCCAGCACCAGUUCCGCCAUCACCGCUGGAACUGCAGUACCCUGGAGCGCGACCACACCGUGUUCGGCAGGGUCAUGCUGCGCAGCAGUCAGGAGGCAGCGUUUGUGUACGCCAUCUCCUCAGCUGGGGUCGUGUAUGCUAUUACGAGGGCCUGCAGCCAGGGGGAGCUGAAGUCCUGCAGCUGCGACCCCCACAAGCGAGGCCGGGUCCACGAUGAAAGGGGAGAAUACGACUGGGGCGGCUGCAGCGACAACGUCAACUACGGCAUCAAGUUCGCCAAGGCCUUUGUGGACGCCAAGGAGAAGAAAGUGAAGGACGCGCGCGCUCUCAUGAAUCUGCACAACAACAGAUGCGGGAGGAGCGCGGUGAAGCGCUUUAUGAAGCUGGAGUGUAAGUGUCACGGAGUCAGCGGGUCUUGCACACUAAGGACUUGCUGGUUGGCUAUGUCAGACUUCCGAAAGACAGGAGAUUUCCUGUGGAAAAAGUACAGCGGGGCCAUCCAGGUGACUAUGAACCAGGACGGGACCGGCUUUACUGUGGCCAACAAGAACUUCAGGAAGCCCACCAAGAACGACCUGGUGUAUUUCGAAAACUCUCCGGAUUACUGCCUCAUGGACAAAGCAGCAGGGUCGCUGGGAACAGCAGGGAGAGUUUGCAGCAAGACGUCGAGAGGGAUGGACGGCUGUGAUGUCAUGUGCUGUGGGCGGGGCUACGACACUACCAGAGUGACGCGCAUCACCAAGUGCGAAUGCAAGUUCCAGUGGUGCUGCUCCGUCAAGUGCAAAGACUGCGAGGAGACUGUGGACGUACACACCUGCAAGGCAUCGAAGCGAGCAGAGUGGGUGGACCAGACCUGAGGAAGCUCGUUCGCCCCUUCAUCGGGAUAUCGCUUCAGGCUACGGCAUUCUGGGAGUUGUAGUUCCAUUGCAUGGCUUUUAUUUAACUAAUACGGCAAAGCACUAAAAGAGGACUACGUUUCCCAGAAGACACUGUGGACCGUUGCACAUGCUCAGUAAAUCUUAUUAUCCCUUCUGAAUGGGGAACUUGCAAUAUGUGCUAAAACUGUGAACUCUCCUAUUUUUCUUUUUGCAUUGUAUUUUUGUUUUAAAGUGGGACAGUGUAACUGCUCAUAAAAAUCAUUUUUUUA